UUCGCGGUUCAUUACCUGUUCAACAAGAUGAAGCACAUAAUACUCCUCGCCGUUAUCGCCUGCGCGUCCGCCGGCCCGGAUCCAGCCACCGAGAUGGAAUGGAAGGCCGAAUACGGCACUUUCGGCCUCAACUACUUCCCUUACUUCCCCUACUUCCCCAUGCCUUUCAUCCCUACCGCCAAGCCUGAGGCAACAGACAAGCCCCUUGCCCCGACUCUUGACGGCAAGCCCUUUACCCCACUUGACGGCAAGGCUUACAUGCCCUUUGCCCCACUUGCUAAGGCUUACAUCCCACGCGCGGGGGUCUCUAUUGGUUCCCAUAAUUUUUUAGUCCGAUUUUUAUAAUCCAUAACGGUGUUAGUCAUAAUUUUUAAUAGUCAUAUUACCAUUAGUCAUAAAGUUGAAUGUCAGAAAUUGGAGGUCAGA
Leguminivora glycinivorella is the source of this 426-nucleotide messenger RNA. RefSeq lists its product as uncharacterized. NCBI's taxonomy places the organism in Eukaryota, Metazoa, Arthropoda, Insecta, Lepidoptera, Tortricidae. The transcript has 2 exons. The record is from RefSeq and is a predicted model, not a curated record. Bases 28 to 345 code for a protein of 105 amino acids.